AUGGCUGUGCACUCCCAUGUGUCCCUGGCAAAUGGAAAUAACUUUGUCUUUGGAGGUAACCAGAAUCCCUCUUUAUCAGAUGGAGAGCUGAUGGAAAUUGCUGACCAGAAAAGGAUAACUCCCAAAGGUUCCUGUCUGGAGUCGGUGAAGAUUGCCAUUGAUACUGGUUACCGCCAUAUUGACGGUGCCUUUGUCUACUACAAUGAGCAUGAAGUGGGACAAGCCAUCCGGGAGAAGAUUGCUGAAGGAAGGAUCAAGCGAGAAGACAUUUUUUACUGUGGCAAGCUGUGGAAUACCUGCCACCCCCCAGAGCUGGUGCGUCCCACGCUGGAGAAAACCCUGAAGAUCCUGCAGCUAGACUACGUUGACCUCUACAUUAUUGAGCUGCCAAUGGCUUUCAAGCCUGGAGAUGCAAUCUACCCAAAAGAUGAAAAUGGAAAAAUGAUCUACCAUGAGACAGACUUAUGUGCCACUUGGGAGGCUAUGGAAGCGUGUAAAGAUGCAGGCUUGGCAAAGUCUAUUGGAGUAUCCAAUUUCAACCGCAGGCAGCUGGAGAUGAUCCUGAACAAGCCAGGACUUAAGUACAAACCUGUCAGCAACCAGGUCGAAUGCCAUCCCUAUUUCACCCAACCCAAACUCUUAGAAUUUUGCAGACAACACGACAUUGUUAUUGUUGGGUACAGCCCAUUGGGAACCUCAAGGGAUGAAACAUGGGUAAAUGUGUCCUCCCCUCCUUUACUGAAGGAUCCUGUGCUGAAUGCCAUUGGCAAAAAGUACAACAAGACAGCUGCACAGGUUGCUUUGCGUUUCAGCAUCCAGCGAGGGGUGGUGGUCAUCCCAAAAAGCUUCAAUCCACAACGCAUCAGAGAGAAUUUCCAGAUCUUUGACUUCUCCCUUACUGAGAAAGAGAUGAAAGAAAUUGAAGCCCUGAACAAAAACGUUCGUUAUGUGGAACUGUUAAUGUGGCGUGACCAUCCAGAGUAUCCCUUCAGCGAUGAAUACUGAAAACAAGCUGUGUCCAGGCAGGUUCCUAACUCAGUGCCAUUAGGCUUUGCUGAAAGUGACCCAAUGUUUGGUGCUUUGACUUCAUGGGAGACUGUUCAAAUCAGCAUUAAAAACAUGACAUUUA
Messenger RNA from Fulmarus glacialis (Northern fulmar), 1129 nucleotides. Its product is annotated as 3-oxo-5-beta-steroid 4-dehydrogenase-like. Gene Ontology annotation, biological process: bile acid biosynthetic process. The transcript has 11 exons. The record is from RefSeq and is a predicted model, not a curated record. NCBI's taxonomy places the organism in Eukaryota, Metazoa, Chordata, Aves, Procellariiformes, Procellariidae. Bases 1 to 1005 code for a protein of 334 amino acids. Gene Ontology annotation, molecular function: aldose reductase (NADPH) activity; Delta4-3-oxosteroid 5beta-reductase activity; steroid dehydrogenase activity. Gene Ontology annotation, cellular component: cytosol.